GUAGAAAUGUGGUUGGUGUCGCGAAGUCGCGUGUUAUCUUUACGACAGUUUCGUUUGGUUAUUUCACAAACACGAGACAUACAUGUGACAUCUAAUAAACUUCGACACAGCAAAAAUAUCAUGGCUCAUGUAAAAGAAAAUCUUAAACCACAAAAUUUCCAAUAUUUUCUUGUUUUGGAUUUCGAAGCAACAUGUGAUGACAACAAAAAAUUACAUCCACAGGAGAUAAUAGAAUUUCCAGUUGUGAUGCUCAAUGCCGAGACGUUGGCUACAGAAUCUGUUUUUCAUGAAUAUGUACAGCCACGUGUCCACAACCGUCUUACUCAUUUCUGUACAAAUUUAACGGGAAUCAUUCAAGAGAUGGUUGAUGGACAAGAUCACAUAGAGGAUGUAUUGAAGAAAUAUGACAAUUGGAUGGAGGAGAAAUUGCUGAGUAAGGGCCAUACAUUUGCGUUUGUGACAUGUGGCGAUUGGGAUCUUAAAACAAUGUUACCAAGUCAGUGUGAUUACUUUAAUAUUAAAAAGCCGUCCUAUUUUAAUCAGUGGAUCAACAUAAAAAAGGAGUAUGCUGCAGCUACCAGUAAAUAUCCAAGGGGAAUGCCUGCCAUGUUGGAAGGUUUAUCGCUAGAUCUCGAAGGCCGACAUCAUAGUGGAAUAGAUGACAGCAAAAAUAUAACUCGAGUCGUGGUUGAAUUGCUGAAGAAAGGACACGUGUUCAAAAUGACUGGACGGCUAUAGGAAACCUUUCAGCUAGUGUUCUCGACAAAGUGUAUGGAACCCAGAGAGAAUGUGUUUAGUCUCAUUAACGAUGAUCCUGCUUCUCAGACCUUGUAAACCUCUUGUUUCGUGAUGUCAGAUCCGUAACACAGAAAUAGCAGCAGCCUGGCUCAAGAUGGAGUUAUUUUAAGGAAGGGAUAAUGAAUUGAAGUGACUGUGGAUCCAACAAAGUUUCAUAAAAUUUGGGUGAAAACUUUUGGUCAGGAUCUGCGGACAUGCCUGAUGUAUUAUUUCCCCAUUAUUGUGUAAAACUUCUGUAGCUUUCAACUGACAGGAUGGGGCCAACAAAAGCUUAAACAAAGGGAUUUGUGUGUGUGUAAGUGUAAAUUUUGUUAUUGAAUAUGAAUGUUUUAUGUCAAAGAAUGUUUUGAUUUACUAAAAAUAUCGGUCUACAUGGAAACUGUAUAGUUGAAAUACAUACUUUUAAGUAAUAAAUAAACUGUUUUGU
Mizuhopecten yessoensis (Yesso scallop) is the source of this 1225-nucleotide messenger RNA. Its product is annotated as ERI1 exoribonuclease 3-like. Gene Ontology annotation, molecular function: nucleic acid binding; 3'-5'-RNA exonuclease activity. Gene Ontology annotation, biological process: exonucleolytic trimming to generate mature 3'-end of 5.8S rRNA from tricistronic rRNA transcript (SSU-rRNA, 5.8S rRNA, LSU-rRNA). The coding region runs from base 7 to 738 and encodes 243 amino acids. Lineage: Eukaryota; Metazoa; Mollusca; Bivalvia; Pectinida; Pectinidae. The transcript has 7 exons. The record is from RefSeq and is a predicted model, not a curated record.